Molecule: messenger RNA, 14794 nt
Organism: Gigantopelta aegis
Lineage: Eukaryota; Metazoa; Mollusca; Gastropoda; Neomphalida; Peltospiridae
Product: serine palmitoyltransferase 2-like
Exons: 13
Coding region: 656-2248 (530 amino acids)
Biological process (GO): ceramide biosynthetic process; sphingosine biosynthetic process
Cellular component (GO): serine palmitoyltransferase complex
Molecular function (GO): serine C-palmitoyltransferase activity; pyridoxal phosphate binding
Source: RefSeq, a predicted model, not a curated record
UGUACUGGUAUGCACAGAGUAUUGGAUUAAACAGAUUUCAUCCAAGCUGUUGUCACUGGAUGAGACUUUGAUAUCAUGUUUUACACAGAACAGUCUGGAUUGCACAGAGCCCUCUGUAUAUGUGCAAUGAUACCUCUCCAAACCAGACACUCACAAGACCAGGUAAAAAAGUUAAGUUUAGAGGGUAUCUGGUUUAAAGAGGUUCUGUUCUGUACUGAUAUUUGAAAAAAAGGUCUGUGAAAAGUGUCUGGUUUUGAGGGAAUUCCAGUUAACAUAGGGUCCAGUUUGGUGACAUUUCACUGUACUUGUUUUUAGAUUGUAUUUCAGAUAACCAGUACUUUUGUUUUAGUUUUGUUUUUUGUAAUGUGUUUCUUUAUUUUAAUUUUUUUUUUUUCAGGAUCUCCUGUCAUGACAGCUGCAUAUAUAAUGAGCUGCUACAGGUUUCCUCUUCACUUGCAUUCCAGGUUAAACUUUAUUUCAUCAUUCUCCAUCUGAUAACUGCGGAACAGAAUAGUUGAGUAGUAUCUCAUGUGUUGGCGUGUAUUCUCAACGUGUUUUGAAUCCUAAUUAUCAACUGAUGGAGACAUGCAGAAUAAUAUUUCAUAUGAAUUCCAGUAGAAAUAAAAAAAAAGUAAAUUUAUAACAACUCGUCACAAUGGCAAAACCUCAUUCUCCAGUGAAAAAGACCAAGAAUGGUGUACUGAAUGGAAAACAUGAACAGACUGUUGAAAGGACGUGGAGAGAUGAUUUCCACGAGUCGUUUGAAGAGACGCCUCUGAUCGCGGCCAUGUACACGUACCUCAGCUACAUCAUGCUGGCUAUAUUUGGUCACAUCCGAGAUGUCUGUUACUACUAUGGACUGAGACAUGCCGGACAGGGAACCGAGCCAGAGAUAAAGGGAUUUGUUCCUUUGUACUCAUCUUGGGAGAAUUUCUUCCUCCGUCACAUGUAUCGCUUGAUCCGAGAUUCCUGGGACAGACCAGUCGGAAGUGUUGCUGGGGCGAAAAUAGAUAUUUUAGAAAGGGUAUCUCAUGAUCACUGCUGGCAUUUUGAGUUAACGGGCAAACGUUUACAUGUAUUGAACUUUGGUUCCUACAACUAUUUGGGUUUUGGAGAAAAUAAAGGACCCUGUGUUGAGAAAGUAGAAGAAAUCACGAAACAGUGUGGACUUGGAAUAGCAGCAUCACGUCAAGACUAUGGUUACAUGGAAAUUCAUAAAGAACUGGAUGAAUUAGUAGCAGAUUUUUUAGGUUUAGAGGCAGCAAUUACAUUUCCAAUGGGUUUUGCAACAAACUCCAUGAACCUUCCAUGUUUGGUCAGAAAGGGUUGUCUUAUCCUGAGUGAUGAUAUGAACCAUGCAUCCAUUGUUCUCGGAGCAAAACUAUCAGGAGCUGUUGUUAAGAUUUUCAAGCAUAAUGAUGCUAAAGACUUAGAACACAAGCUAAAAGAAAGUAUUAUACAUGGGCAGCCCAAGUCAAUGAGACCAUGGAAAAAAAUACUGAUUGUUGUAGAGGGUAUUCACAGCAUGGAAGGUUCAAUAUUACCACUACCUGAUAUUAUUAAACUGAAGAAAAAGUACAAAGCAUACAUUUACCUUGAUGAGGCACACAGCAUUGGUGCCUUGGGGCCCCACGGCAGAGGUGUGACUGAUUACUUUGGAAUUGAUCCUAAAGAAAUCGAUGUCAUGAUGGGAACAUUUACCAAGAGCUUUGCUUCAGCUGGAGGGUAUAUUGCUGGAUCAAAGAAAUUAAUAAACUACCUCCGUGUGUAUUCACACAGUUCUGUAUAUUCCUGUGUGAUGUCACCACCAAUAGCUCAACAAAUCAUUGCCUCUAUGAAAAUAAUAAUGGGGCUAGAUGGUACCGGUGAAGGACAACGCCGAAUUAAUCAACUUCUGAUCAAUGCAAGAUAUUUUAGAAGAGGACUUCAUAAGAUUGGGGUCAUUGUGUAUGGAAACAGAGACUCUCCCGUAGUGCCACUGCUUAUUUAUAACCCAAGCAAAAUCUCGCUAUUUAGUCGUGAAACACUGAAGAGAGGGUUGGCAACCGUUGUUGUUGGUUUUCCUGCAACAGCUUUAAUCGAAGGUCGAGCCAGAUUCUGUGUAUCUGCCGCCCACACAAAAGAAAUGAUGGAUGAGGCAUUGAGACUGAUUGCUGAAGUAGCGGAUAUCGUUCGUAUACGAUUCUCCAGGUUACCCCUCUCACACUUUUGUAUCGAUGAUGUUCCUUUCCCUAAAGAGUCAUCAUGAACUGUAGAUAUAUUGUUGUCCCCAUGACUGAAGACUGAAGCCGUACAUUGGCUUUUUUAUAUGCAGACAAUACGUUCAGUUCUGUGAUCGUCAAAUGCCAAUGAAUCUCUGGAUUUAUGUCAGACAUUUGUUUUAUUACAGACAGAAGUUUCAUUGCUCAACUUACAUGCAUUUCAAGUGUUUGACAGUUUAACCCAAUGUGUGAGCUUACAAAAUUGUGAUGUCAUUCUUAGAAUUAUUCUGUCCCUGACCCAGCCACUUGUUAGAAGCUGUGUCGAGGACAAACGUUCCUGAACAUUACUCUGAUAUUGACAUGUAUAGAGUGUGUCCAUGUCUAGAAUCAUUAUUAGGUUCCUCACCAUGGUACCUCAGUAGCCAUAUCAUAUGUGUUGACCACAAAUGGUUUCUAGCCAUUUUAUUUGCAGCUAUGUGCAUAAUUAUCAUCGAUAUAUAAAUCAUUUAAUAAAGAUUAUUAUCACAUUCCUGACUGAAAAUAUUGUAGCAAAAUGUUAGCAGUGUAUUUAUUUAUUUAUUACCAUACUUCUAUUACACUGUACCAUUACCAUAUCCAUCCAGUUAUUUUGUACAGGGUUGAAAAUUUUACGAAUUCCAUUAGUUUUCAUUAUGGUUUUCUUUUUACACUUUCUGUUCAGUUAUUGUAUGUGACGUCUGUUUGCAUAUCCUUCUAGGUACUUGUUUUGUGCUUGGUUCAAGCAUUUGAUCAUGCAUUGAGUUUCAUUAUGUUUUUCUCAUUAUAACUAAAAAGGAUUCCAUAUUACAAUAGUCACUGUUAUAUUACUAUUUGUUGUUUUAUACUGAGCUCAGAAUUAUUUGUUUUAUCAAUUCUUGUGAUUUUUAUUAUUUGAUUAGUUUUUUUUAGAUUUUGUGUUGCUUUAUUAUAAUAGCUUUAGCAUGUUUGGUUAAUUCUUUCGAUUUUUAUCAUGAUUCAGUCAUUUUCAGGUCUAUCACCAUUAUCCAAUGAAAGCUAUGUGAUAUACAAAAACUGAAAAAUCUAUAUUUGUAUUUGUGCCUUUUUCUAGAAGCAUGUUGCAAAAUCACCGAGUAUUAAUUUUGAUAUAUUAUGUGUGUGAAGUGUAUUUAAAACUCGUACAAUGUAUUCAUGGUGUUAUCUGCUUGAUUCAUUAAAAUUUCUUUCAUUCUAAAAGAUGUAAUUAAUUUUUAUAAAGUUAAACUAAUAAGUCAGUCUGCAAUCAUUUUUAGGCCCUAUUUAUUUAUUAUUAUUAAAAACUUUUUAAUAUAAUUUGUAAUUCAAAUGAUUUUUUGUUGCCAUUGAAUUAAUAUCCAUACUGGUAUAUUGUUAACUCAGGAACAAAAAUAUAAAAUGAAAUGGUAACAUGGAUCACUCAGGUGUAUGUGUCAAGGAGUUUUAGUAGUUGGCACCCUACUCAAAACAAUUUUUGUUUUAAAAUAUAUUUUCCUGGCGAGUAUAACCUGAACCCCCCACCCCCUAAAACUGCACUCAUCAUAGUCUAGACACUUGCUGCAUAAUUUCUAGCACAUGCACCUGUUAAUUGUUAAAGUAUUUGUUAAUGACUAUAUAAUUUUUAAAAUAAAAUCACAGUUUUAAUUAAAGGGACUUGCAUACAAUGAAUAUAACAGACGUAGUACUCUGAAACGAGUUAAAUUAUGAGUUCAUUUACAACCAGAUGGCAUUCUACUUUCAUUCAUUUCAUUUCAACUUAUUUUCGUACUUAUGUCCAAUUAAGGUUCAAGCAUGCUGUCCUGGGCACACACCUCAUCUAUCUGGGCUGUCUGUCCAGGACAGUGAGUGAGUUGUUAGUUGGUUAGUAGUUAGUGAGAGAGAAGAGGGUGUAGUGGCCUUACACCUAUCCACUGAGCCCUUAAUAACUUGCUCUGGGUUUGAGCCAGUAUCGAGCUGCGAACCUUGUACCUACCAGCCUAUAGUUCAAUGGCUUAACUAUGACACCACCCAGAGCAAGUUUAUUGACUCUGUGGGUAAGCCACUACACUGACUUCUCUCUCAUUAACCACUAACCCACUGUCCUGAACUAGCAGCAUGCUUCAACCUUAAUUUGAUAGAAGCAAGAAAAUAACUACAAAUGAAACGAAAUGCUGAUAGCUAGUCACUGGUGUUUACUAUCAACAGUCUUCAUUAAUGACAGGGAAUUCUCACUACGACUGUUCUGACCAAAAUCAAUAUUGGACCAGCACCUGAGUGACAACUCAUAAUAUUUGAUAUUAGUGUGUUGAUAUUUCAUAUUAGUAAUUGUUACUAUGAAUGUGAUCAAAACCAGUUGGGCAAGAAUGUUGAUUUCAUCUGAGUGACAACUCGUAAUAUUUGAUAUUAGUGUGUUGAAAUUGAUGAUGUCAUAUUAGUAAUUGUUACUAUGGAUGUGAUCAAAAUCAUUAUUGGGUUAACACACUGAUGCCAUUUGAGUGACGACUCAUAAUAUUUGAUAUUAGUAUGUUAAAAUUGAUAUUUCAUAUUUAGUAAUUGUUAUUAUGGAUGUGAAACAUGCUAUGCAUUUCUAUUUCAUUUUAAUCUAAUUAUGUUCUGUGAUACUGACAAUAUCAUAUUUUGAAGAAGUCUUGUUAGUAGUGCUUUACACUGAAUUUAUUUUAGAAUGCUUAUACUGACAAUUAAAACUUAUGGAUGAGUGCCUUUGAUGAAAUCACAAUUUAGAACCUAUUUUUGUGUACCAUUUCCUUAAAAUUUAUUAAUUUUUGUACAUUUCCUUAAUGUGUGUAAACUUCAUUAUGUGACACUAAGUCAACACAAGAAUUAUUUUAUCAUAUAUUUAGUCACAUUUCCCACCUGCUGUUUGUUAUUACUACACAGUGUUUUUGUUCAAAAGUCAAUUUAUUCAUUGUUCACAUGUUGUCAGACAUUUGUAUAUUCAUACAUUGGCACAUAUUCAUCCAUUUUAUACAAGGCACAUCUAUGCAAGUGAAUAACAGUACUUCAGUAACAUUAUUCACAAAUACAAUAGAUGAAAUCAAUAUUAAUUGAAUUUAUAGUUUAACUUUGAAUGUUGUGAAAGGGUCAUUUCCAGGCCGAAAUCCAUCAACUGUCUUGUUUUACAUUCCAGUUUGUCUACACAUUCUUCUCAAGUGUGAACUAUAUAUUAAGUAUCAACCAUUUUUCUUACAUUCCAAUUUAUCUAAUUGUCAUAUAAAAGUACCAAACAUCUUUUCACAUUCCAGUUUAGUAUUUGUUCUAUUUAAGUAUUAAACACAUUUUUUUACAUUCCAUUUUCUUUAAUUGUACAUGCAAUAAGUAUAGCAACCAAUUGUUUUUACAUAGAUAUAUUUAUAUUUCAAAUGUUAACUAAUAUUUUCAUAUUGCAAUUUAUUAGCUGGUUGGUAGCAGGUAUGUUAAUGCUGUUUUGAUUAUCAAAGAUCCCUAUUUUUACACAGUUAAUCUAAAUAUCUAAGUGAUGCAAACCAUGCUUUAGAGAACUGAAAUAAUCCCACUACUUAUGUGGACACAAAUAAUUUAAGUCCAGCAUUAUCACAUUCAUAUGAAUAAAAUAAAUUCAACUGAUACUUAGUAGCAAAUGAUUGAAGUCCAAAUUAUGACUAAAUGACUUGAAGGAACCUUACUUCUAGACAGAGUAUUCCAAUGAUCAUUACUGCUAAGCAGAUUAAUAAUUAUUGUAAAUCAUAAAAUAUUAGCGAUCUUAAAAUUUAGCGAAAUCCAGAUAAGUGACAUAUUAGCAACAAAAGUCAUAAUAUCAGAAACUGAAAAAAGAAUAAACUAAGUUGUAGGAUCAGCUGAAAUAGUGUUUUUGAAGAAUCUUGACAUUAAGCAGCAUACAGACAACUUAAAUGUAGCACAAGUAGAAAAUUGCAGUAAAAUUCUAACUAACUAUUGUUGUUUGCUAUCCUUGUGGUUUAAUCAGUAGCAUGUAACCAUUUUGUGAGUUCAUUUAAUCACAGACAAAACAAUCACACAGAUGUUUUUCAGAACAGUCUGUUGUAUCUCUCUUUAAAUUUAACGUCAUAAAAUAUUAGCAUCUUGUUUGAGCUUGCUAAAUUCUCUAACAUUUUAUGCUCGCUAACAUUUCCUGAUUUACAGUAUUUAGCUUACUCAGAUUGUUUUCAGAAAAUCUGUAGCCUAAUUUAACUUACAGUUAACCGAUUGUAAUAUAAUAAAAUUAAUGCUGUUUGAAAAAUUAUAUUUAUUUGAUUCUGAAGUGAGCUUUUUGGUGAUUUAAUAAAUAUGUUCACCAAAUUUGACAUUAAUUUGCAUUUUGUGAAUGCCAGCUUAAACCCAGAUUAUAAUAUAUCAAAUAUGGAAAGGCUUGAAUAAACCAUUUGCAAAUGAUUUAGUAUUGUUGAGCAGUUUUUAAAGAUUGUUGCAUUUUAUUUGUUGAUAAUAUGCAUAUCUAUGAGUAUAUAUAAAACAUAACGUACUCUAUAUUAUUACCUGUAUAUAAUAUUAAAAAUGUUUAUACAAAAUAUGAAAUUAUACCAGUGUGGCAAUUGUAAAUGUAUAUAAUUUGCAUGUAAAAUAUAAUUUUCAAUAUUUACAAAUCAAACACAUAUUUACCUAUUUUUCUAGUUAGUUUCUCUUUUAAUAUUAUUUUUAUAGAUCAACUAUUACAUAUUUGUUUGUGAUGAUUGUGAUCUUUGAAGGUUUUUGAAGUGAUUGUUUCUUUGUUUCUUGUUUUCUUUUCCUCUUCACCUGUCCUCACCUGUCCUCAAGGGUUUAUUUUGAGGGCAGGUGAAGUAUCUAAAAGAGAGAAAAAACCUCAAAUUUUCUCCAGUUUUACCUGUAUUAGAUAACUUGUCUUAAUAUAAAUUAUGGUUUGGUUCACAUUUUGGAAAUUUUAAAAUAUUCUAUGAACGUAACAUAAUCAAAUUGUUGUAAAUGGAUAAAUGAAAACACAUACAGUAAAGUACUCUUAUAACGAACUGCAAGGGACCAGGAACAUCGGUUCGUUAUAGCAGUAGUUCGUUGUAAACAUUUACAGAAGUGAGCCGUUUUCAUUCAGGUAGUCGGCCAUUUUGGAUUUUUCAAAUUUAAACACCAUAAACACCAGAAUUAGUGGGGUUUUUGGGUUUUUUUUUAAUAUUUCAUUUAUUAUCACCAAUAGAAGCAAAUAUGCAAAUAAAUACAGCAUGUUGAAUCAAAUGAGUGUUCAGUCAGUCAUGUUUUGAAACAGAGUUGCUUAUUUUUGUCUGCUUAGUGAGUGUUGGUCUCAUAGCCUGCAGGGCUGUAGCGAUGUCGGAAAUUGAAUGAAACGGGUAUAGUUACAUCAACUUUACUUUGGAAAAACAGUGCUAUUGUGUCUGUCAUGAUUGCACAUGUACCGAAUACUGUUCAACAUUUGAUAACAUUUGUGUUACCUACCUUCAAAACAAAAUAUCCGGUUAUUUAACGCUAAUUACAAUGACUGUAUAGUGAGUUUCACGUGUCAGUCAUAUUGUUGGAUACCGGCACUUAAACAAGCACACAAUAGUAGUGAAAUAAGAACUCACUGCUUUAAGACUUAUCAGUGCAGUCGUUUUGGAUGCAUUGUCGCUAAUGCUACUGAUUAAUAAGAUGCAAGUGAGUUGUAUGUGUCAGUCUUCUUGUGGGAUACCGGCAAAAUGUCAAUGUAGCGAUGUAGACUUAAAUAAGCAAACAAUAGCAGGGAAGUGAGAUCAUACCAUUAAUUGUUCAAUACUCCCUUAAUUGAUGCCAAUCGACUACGUAAAUCCACACGGACGUUUUCUGACUGAUCUUAUCAGUAUAGUAAUUUUUGAUGCAUUGCUGUUAAUGCUACUGAUUGAUAAGAUACAAAUAAGAUACAAAACAGUUAUGAUCAGUUUGCUGUAUAUGCACUAAUUUACACUGAAAUUCACAAUUUUGACCAAAAAUUGGUUCGUUUAACAGUUAAUUCUCUAUACAUAGUUCAUUCUAUACAUUAAAAUUUAUUACUAAUAUAUAGGGGGGGAAAUCAGGACUUUACAAUCAGUUCGUUCUAACCUGUAGUUUGUUAUAAGCAUGUUCAUUCUAAAAGUACUUUACUGUAUGUGUUUGUCGUAUAGUUGUACAAAAUGUCCAAAACGGUUAAAGCAGGGUGUAGAGGAUGCAGUGUUGGGUGAGUAUCCAUUCCAGACCAAAGUUGAGUGUCAACCAUCUUUUUACAUUUAGGAAAGUUACAUACAGUCAUAUGUCUAUGGAUAUUGUAAGAUGAAGUUAGUAUUCUUCCAGAUCAUCAAAUAUAGUCAGAUGAACUUGCAUUAAAGCAACCAACCUUCUUAUUGAUACUCUUUUGUGACUGUUAAACUACAGGUUUUAAACUAGUGUAUUUGCUUCCCUAAUAAAAGGAAAUGAAGCCAACUAUGUCCUAUUCACGCAUUUAAGAAUCCCAUUUAGUACUUGACUUUUAGUUAAACUAUGACCUAAUUGUUUUGAUUCAACAUGGUUACUGUCUAUCAAUUUUCUUGUUGGUUGAUAUUUAGAGUAUUGUUAUUUGUUAUUUUUAUAAUGUUUGGUAUUUCUUGAUGUCAAGAAAUACAUUUCAUAUUCAAUUUUUUUUUCUCUCUAACAAUGAUUUAAGAUUCACUAAGAAGUUAUUUAAAAUGCAUGUACUAUACCAGCAUCUCAUAGGCAGUCAUAGAUAAUGCUGUCUAAAGUGACUGAAUUGGAUUUCCCAUCUGUUCUUGCUUAAAAUUCAAAUACUCAACCUCUGCAAUUAGAAAAAUGCCCACGGCAAAAAACAUACCAUUGAUAAACACCCUGAAUAUAGUCUAGUUAAAAAAGUGCCAUGGAGAAUUAAAAACACCAUGGCAAUCUCUACAGCAUUGCCAAUUGUCGUGGGCAGUUGCUGGGGUUAAUUACUGAUCCAUUCGGUAAUCAAUCUGGAUUACAUACUGGUUUUUUUUUUUUUUUUUUUACAUAUGAUCAUUUGAUGCAAUAUACAGGAAUAUAAAUCCAUUUUCAUUCUCAGUUCAUUCUGAGAUCUUUUUGAAACAGUAAAGCCAUGUAUUUAAAAUGCACCAAUCAGAAGCCACCUUUUAUUAUUUAUUUAUUAUUAUUAUUAUUACUUAAAGAAGUGUACACAAAUAGUCACCUAUACAAUCUUUCUGUACCGGUAUAUUAAUUAAUUUGCAUAUCAAUUUAAUUAAGUAAAUGUUUGACAUGUUAUUACAGUAUAAAUAUGCCACUUAGCGUUUAUUCAUGGCCAGCUCUGGCACUCACCAAAUUCACCAAUUGCGAAUUUAAAAAAUAGUUGGUGAAUUUUAUUUAAUUUUUGCAAAAUAAUUUCAUGUAAUAAUUUAUAUUUUGUUACAAAAUAACUGGGUUUCUGCAGUUUUUUCAAGUUUAAUAAAUGAUUUGGCAAAAUGUUUUGCUGAUCCAGAUCUAGCCCUGGCUUAUUGCAUCCAGAUGUCUUUAUAGCACAGCCUCUGUUUUAAAUAAUGGCUGAUUAUUUAAUGUGUUUGAAAUAUAAUCUGUAAGCAUAGAAAGUUUAAAUUAAUAAUGAUUGUAUAUAAGUGAGAAAUAAUAUGUAUUCCUCACCAACGUACCCACUUCGUGGAAAUGAACUCAACCACGUGACCUAGAUUUACAACAUUAACCGGUAUGACAAAACACGACAAAUAAAAAUUAAAACUUGUUGUUGCUAGUAAUCAAACAUAUAGUAUCAACAAUGCAACAUGUCUUGAACAGUAUUUCAUUUUAUUUAAUCACAUUUUUUAACUUUACGAUAAGCAGCUGGCAGUACACUACUGAAUAGUAGACUGGCCUCGCGGACAUGCAGAUAGUGCUUAUUCACACCACGAGGCUGAUUGAAAGAGUGUUUGGUUCUAAAAAUCAAGAUGGAAAAAAUCUUUCGAAAAUUCUUUUUUUUUCUUCUUUUUUUUUCACAGUUGGCAUCUUUGGAGAAUGACAGUGUGAGCCCUGUGGUAUUUGCAUUAGUGUACCAUCGGGGUACAAAUCACAUUAAUCUGUUGAGUAGGUAACAAAAGAAAAGUGUCACACACUUGUGAUGGAAACAUUUAGGCUCAGGCUGGCCAUGGAUCUAUGUUUACCUUUUGAUUCUGCCAGUAUGUUUCACACUUUAUUUCUACUGGAAUUUAAAUAUCCCUUACUUAUUUUUGAACACUAUAUUUACUCUCCGUAAAAUUUCUGAAGUACGGAAGUAACUUCUGUUUCGUCCAUUUCUGUCAAUCAUGGCUGUUUUGAAAAGACUUAAUGAAAAUGGAUAGCUGUGUAAUGCAUUUUAUGAUUGUAGGUAAAUCUUUGAAAGUAAAAAUGAUUAGGCUUACCAAAUGGAUCUGUACCAUAAUUUGAAGAAUUUGGCAAAAAAUCAGACCAACAUACGAGAAAUGUCAUUUCUAUUAUUGAUAUACCUUGAAAAGAUAUAUAUGCAACGAUAGAAGUAUUCAAUCUAAGAUAUUUUGUCACAUGAUUGUUUUUCAUUAAUUAGUUUUUUUAUUGUGAUAGGUAAUGCACUGAACAAAUUUAAUUACAAUAAAACGUCUCAAAACCGGAUCUUCAAUAAAUCAGAAUUUCUUCAAAACCAGACAUUUUUCAUGGUCUCUUUUUUAAAUAUCGGUAAAAAAAAAGACCUCUCUAUACCAGAUACCCCUUAAAACCAGACAUUUUUCAUGGUCUCUUUUUUAAAUAUCGGUAAAAAAAAAAGACCUCUCUAUACCAGAUACCCCUUAAAACCAGACAUUUUUCAUGGUCUCUUUUUUAAAUAUCAGUAAAACAUGGAACCUCUCUAUAUUAGAUACCCCUUAAAACCAGACUUUUUAUUUGGUCUCGUUUGUGUCCAGGUUACAUUUAUUUCGUUGUACAUUAGUACCUGUGUAUAGUUUUGUAGUGCUUUGAAUAGAUCAAUUAAUGUGAUCAUCUGAAGUUGAUUUUGAAAUUAAUUUUAGUCUUGCUGUUAAAAGGGUUUCUGUUUUUGUUACCAUUAGUACCAUGUAUUAUAAAGAUGUUAAAGACAUGGUUAGCAAUCAUAGAUAUAAAUACAUUAGACACGGUUUUACUUGCAGGUGGUGUAAUUAAAUAUUUGUGAUGUUAGGUUUUUGGGUGGGGGUUUUAUAUUUGCUUUGGAGUACUCUUUUUCUUUCUUUCAUUUUUACCAUUUCAAACAAUAGUACGUUUGUUAAAAGUAUAUCUGAGUUAAUGUAUGUUUAAGAAAACAUAUCAACCAUUAAUCUUGUGAUAUUGUUUAACCAUAGUGAUACAUUUUAUCAUUUGUUAAACACACUGAAAUACAUAAGGUAGUUAUUUAUACAUCUAAAUCUAUAAUAAAUAUUUAGCAUCCAUAUUUAAAAUGCUUACCAUUUUUGGUUUUCAUACACUGUCCUGUUCCCAUUAUAGUAUACAAUGCCAUAUAAGCAUUCUGUUUAAUUUUAUCUGUUUUUGUUCCACAAUAUCCCAUAAAUAUCAUGGUAAUGGCCCAUAUUUUGACCAUUUGGAUCUGGUCUCCCCCACAUCUUAUACAUACAUAUAAAAUAGGCACAUUUUUACAUACACAAUGUAAAAAUUAUACAAUAUAUUUAUGGAUUUGUAUAUUGUAGCAUUCAUUUAAACCACUGUUACACUUUUGUUUACAUUCUGAAAACAAGAUAUCUAGAUAUAAUCAUUGUCUUUUCUUUUAUUAAGUCUUUAUUUAUUUCCUAAAAAUGUUCUGGUGCAUCUUCUAAAAUCAAACAGAAUAAUUUAUCAAAUUCACCAAAAAUGUAACUUGACUUAUUCAUUUACUCAAAAUGUUGUGAUACAUCAUAUCAAAUCAAAUAGAAUAGUUUCAGUGUAUUCAUAUUAAUAUAUUCAUUACCACAAAUACAAAUCAAGUUAGUUUUCAAUUAAUAUUUAAUUUAUUAUUGCCCAUUAUAUUGUAAAAUAUGUUAAACUUUGUGGAUUCUAUUCCAUCCAUUGUUACAUGACCGAUGUAUCAAAGACUAAGGUAUGUGUUGUCCUGUCUGUGGGAAAGUGCAUAUUAGAAAGUAGUGUGUGUGGUGGCAGGUUUUGUCUAUCAAACUAACCCAUGCAUUAUAACUACAACAUGAGAACCUAAUAACUGCUGAUAGACCGUGUUUAUUAGUGUCAGUGGUGGAUUUGUAUUGUCCUGUGAUGUUUCAUUUUAAAUCAUCAUGUGCUACAGGUUUUUAUAUGCAACUUUCAUAAAACAAUUAUUAUUAUUUUUAUGGUAGUUAUAACUUAUGGAUAUAAAUACAACAUUGUUUAAUCUUUUUCUCUCUCUUGCUUUAAUGGUAUGUUUUUAUAGUCAUGUGAAUUGUGUGUCAGUGCUAACUAUAAUCAAAAUGCAUAUAAUAUUUGUUUCUAUCCUAUGACUUAUAAUCAAAUUUAUAUUAUAAAAAAAAAGCUGGGGCAGUAAAUAGCAUGAAACACUCCAAUAUCAUUUUUUUUUUUUUUUUUUUUUUUUUUUUUUUUUAAAUUAUUAUUUACCUUUCCCUGUUACAAAAAUGCCUAACCUCUAUCCAGGGAGGAAACAGAGGACAGGUGGUCAACAGGACUCAGGAAGUUAUAUCAGCAAAACAGUAUAUUAUAGAAUGGUGAAUACAUUUUUUUUUCAAUAUCAGUUAUUAUUAAAUUUAAAUCCCUUGUUAAAUAAAUUUUGUUAAAGCUUGUGCCAAGCCAAAAUUACUUCAGUCAGGACAUACCUUUUAUAGUAACUGGUGACUUAGUUUAUUUACUAUUUACUAUCCAUACUAAUACUGGUACAUGUACUGUGCUAGCAGACCAGAAGUUGGCCAUAAUUAUGAUUUUUAUUAGUAUGCCCCUAUUGUUUGAAUAAAUUAUUAAGAAAUUGUGACUUAACAAUUAAAUAUAUUAAUAUCCUGAUAUUUUCUUCUGAAUAAAUACUUCAACACUCUAUGCUCAGUUGGUCACUGAAUAAAUAAAUGUGCUUUGUAAAAAAAACAAUUAUUACCAUAGAUUGUCACACAUUGUGUAGAAUCCUAGCUAUAGAGUUUGCCAGUAUUAUAUCGAUUACCACCUACUAGUUUAAUUAAUCUGUUAUGUUAAAGCCUGGUUUUAAAACUUAACAGAAUAUGGCUUUACCUAUUGAAAGCUUUGUAGUUUUAAGUCUGGUAUGGAGAAUGAUCGACCUAUCUAUCAUCUGUACCAUGUUAAAGUUAUUUUCACCUUGAUACGAUUCAACUGGACAGUCACAUCAUGUCAUGAGGCAUGACCCAUACACACUAUAUGUCAACCGUUAUGUAAAAAUCAGUUGUAGAUGGCUGGUUUUUCAAUACACACUACGCAACGUGACUUAACUCGACAGUUGAGUUGCAUCACGUCGUAUAAUGUGAUUUUGGCUUUAAAUGGGAUAAUUUUAUGAUGAUGAUAAUAUCAAAGUAACAUGCAAUUACCCAAAUAUUAAGCCAGAAAUGUAAUAGAACAUAGGAUUAAAAAUUCACAUUUAUGAUAUGGAUUUUUUAUUUUUUAUUUUUUUUUAUUUACAAGACACUUUUGUUUAAUGUUGAAAAAGAUAUGUAGGUUUUUUAAUUACCAACCAAGAUUAAGUAAUUGUAUGUUUGUAUUAAGAUUUGCAAAAUUGUCUGUUUGGUAAUGCUUAAACCAAAAUACUGCUUGAAAUUAGAAUACCUUUUGUGCAAUAUAUGCUUACAUAAUAUGUUUGACUGCAUAGCUUCUGAGUGACAAUUUGUACCAUCCUAUUUAUAUUUGUGACUUAAAUUAUAAACCAUUUAUAAUAUUAAAUAUGAAAAAGAAAUGUUUAAGCAAAAUAAUAAUUACUUUACUCAAUCAACUUUGAAUGUUGUAGAUAUUUUACAUACCUGAUUCCUGUGGAAUCAUACAAAAAAAGUUUGAAAUGAAGUAGUGUUGAAAUUGAUUUAAAAUAAAUAAACUCAGUUUUUACAAAUGUAUCUGAUAGUGGUGUUUCUUUUAUCGGUUCGUGUGUCAGUAUAUUGAAGUUAUUGUUAAUCUUGUAAGAAUAAUACUCUUAAGGAUCAUGUAGAUUGGAUGAGGUGGGGUCUGGCUAAAAAAUACAUUAGUUUCAACGAGGACGUCUAGACUGGAUGUGUGUGUCUGCAAAAUGCAUGAGACUAGCUGCACUGAAUUAAUUGUAUAUGGGGUAUAUCCUCAAAAUGCAAGCCGCAGAGGCAUCGGACGCAACAGUCGGAUCGCAUGCAUAUACCACAUCCAUUCUUUAUGAGCCUUUAUGUUUAAAAAAGGACAGUGUAUUGUCUUGCAAUAUGUGUUUUGUUUCACAUCUAUUUUUAAGAAUCUGUUAUACUAUUUGAAAUAUUUACCAUGAAUUAGUAUACAGUAUUCUGAUGAUUAAAACAAUUAUUAAAUCUUAAUUAUGACAUUCAAAAUAUAAUUAUUUAAAUAGAAAUUUUAAACUUAUAUCUGCACGUACUAUGAAAACUUAAUUUUGGGUGCUGAUAGUAAACUAAGAUAAGUGGAUUGAUAAUUUUGUAAAUAGUUUGAAAUGCACUGAGCAUAAAAUAUUUGUGGAAAGUUCCAAGUGAUAAAUAAUAAGGUAUACCACAUUUGCAUAUUUUAUUGUUAUUGUUUGACUUUACUAUUUUAUAUUUUAAUUAAUCACAUCAAUAAAAUCGUGAAUAGUG